AUGGCCGGUGAAAGAAGAGAUGCGGAUUAUGAAGCAGCUGAAAAGUUUACUUCCACGUUUUCAAAAUACUUAGAAGAAAACGAUAUCAAUUGGAAUGACGUCUAUAACAUGGAUGAGACGGCGUUAUUCUGGAAGAGUCUACCCCGAAAGACUUUGGCUCCUUCUACAGUUAAGCAGAUCAGUGGAGGCAAAACGAAAAAAGACCGCAUCACCGUAGGUUUAUGUGCAAAUAUAACAGGAUCACAUAAAUUAUCGCCAUUAUUUGUACAUAAAUUUAAAAAACCGCGAGCUCUGAAAUCUUCUAACAAUCUACUGAUAGUCUAUAAAGCACAACAGAACACAUGGGUAGAUCGAACCAUUUUUAAAAAUUGGCUCGAGAAUUUCUUUAAGCCUGCAGUCAAGAAAGAACAAUUAAGGACUAACAGAGUUGGAAAAAUAGUUCUUCUUGUUGAUAAUUGCAGUAGUCAUGUUUUGCCGGCCAAAUCAUUAGACAAUGAGGACUUCCAACUUUUAUAUCUCCCUGCAAACACAACGUCGAUACUGCAGCCAAUGGACCAGGGCGUAAUAGCGAAAUUUAAAUUAUGCUUUCGACAUAAAUUAGCUAAAGAAUUAUUGAAAUAUAAUAUUAGAGAUUGUAUCAAUCUUUUAGAUACAUAUUGGCAGGAAGUGACAGCAGAAAAUAUUAACAAUUCUUGGAAACGUUUACUUGGGAAUAAAGUAAUUGAAGAAACCGAUUAUGAAGAACACGAAGAAGUGAACACAUAUUCAGAAACGUCUAUCGCUCAAAUGCUUCAAAUUAGCGAAGAAGAAAUUGCAGAUUGGAUCACGUCAUGCGAUACGGAAGAAAAUAGGUUUUCAUAUGAUGAAGGAAACGAAAACGAAGCUGGAAAAGAAGAAGAAGAAGAAGAAGAAGAAGGUGAUUCUUCAACCCAACUUCAAUUUAAAGAACACGAAGUUGCAAAAGCUUUAAACCUUAUCGUUGCAUGGUCAAAACAAUAUGAUCCUUUGAUCCAAAAAUAUGCAAAAGCCUUAAACGAUCACUUUCAAGAACAUAGAGAGUAA
Messenger RNA from Osmia lignaria (orchard mason bee), 1062 nucleotides. The record is from RefSeq and is a predicted model, not a curated record. Lineage: Eukaryota; Metazoa; Arthropoda; Insecta; Hymenoptera; Megachilidae.